CAGAGAACAUGUGGGCUGCUAUCGGAGGCAUACACGUAACAGUGCUGUGUUAUUAUUUUUAUAGAUCAAAUUAGGACUUUAUUAGAUUUUUUUUCUUUUUAAACAUACAGCUGCUGUGUACAUGUUUAUAUAACUUUAAUUAUUUACGUUUCAUAUUAUUGCAAUUUUUAUUUGCAACAGGCAAACAAAAGUUGUAUUUACCUGCGAAGACAUCGGCAUCUUUUUUUCCAAUGGCUCCACGCCUGACUAAAAGGAAAUAAAUACACACCUUGCCAGCACCUGAUUUUGUGGACAUUUCCGGUAGGCAGAAUGGAUGGGAAAGUUAAGGAACAAAGGAAACAUCAGUCCAAACACAGUGGACCAAAGGCGGAAAGGAAGAAACUGAGGAAGCAUGGAGACCCAGUAGACAAGGAUGAACGAAAACGUAACCCCAAAGCCUUUGCAGUACAGUCUGCUGUACGCAUGGCCAAGACUUUCCACAGGGCCCAGGAUAUAAAGACCAAAAAACACCACAUCCCACUUGUUGACCGGAGCCCCCUGGAGCCGCCUCCUGUGGUGAUUGUAGUAGUUGGCCCUCCUAGGGUGGGGAAAAGCACUCUCAUACGUUGCCUGAUCAAAAACUUCACACGGCAGAAGCUUGGGGACAUAUGUGGCCCUGUGACCAUUGUCUCUGGCAAGAAACGCCGUCUCACUUUCAUGGAGUGCAGCAAUGACAUAAAUACAAUGAUCGACCUUGCAAAAGUUGCUGACUUGGUUCUUAUGCUGAUCGAUGCCAGCUUUGGCUUUGAAAUGGAGACAUUUGAGUUUCUGAACAUCUGCCAAGUGCAUGGCUUUCCUCGUAUCAUGGGUGUGCUGACUCACCUGGAUUCCUUCAAGAACAACAAGGCACUUCGUAAAACCAAGAAACACCUCAAGCAUCGCUUCUGGACGGAGGUCUACCAGGGCGCCAAGCUCUUUUAUCUGUCUGGUAUGGUUUACGGGGAGUAUCAAACACAGGAAGUGAAGAAUCUUGGCCGUUUCAUCUCUGUCAUGAAGUUUCGUCCUUUGGUAUGGCAGACAUCCCAUCCUUAUGUGCUUGUUGACCGAAUGGAGGAUUUGACUGACCCUGAAAAGAUCCGAAAUGACCAGAAGUGUGACCGGACAGUGUCGCUCUAUGGCUACCUGCGAGGCACCUAUUUGAAAAACAAAAGCCAAGUCCAUAUUCCAGGUGUUGGCGACUUCCAGGUUGCAGAUGUAAACUUUCUCCCAGACCCAUGUGCACUGCCAGAUGCUCAGAAAAAGAGGGCACUGAAUGAGAAGGAGCGGCUGCUCUAUGCACCCAUGGCUGGAGUUGGUGGAGUGGUUUAUGACAAAGAUGCUGUGUACAUUGACCUUCCUGCAAGCCAUGUCAAUCAACAGCAGGAGGAGUUGAGACCCACAACAGAGCUGGUCCAGUCUCUCAUUGACACGCACUCCACUCUGGAUGCCAAGAUGGCUGCAAGCAAAGUGACUCUUUUUAGCGGCUCUGCUGUCCUCGACCCCACAGACAUCAACUCACAAAGCAGAGAAAAUGUCGGCCCUUUGGAGGAGUGUGUCUGGGAUGCUGUGAGCCAGAGACAGAGGAGAAAGGUGAUCUUCAAAGGAGAGGAGGAUGCUGAAGAUAAAGGUGAUGUCAGUGCCUCCAGUGAUGAGGAAGACGGCAGUAAUGAAGAAAGUGACCUCGGGGCGCAGGAUGAGGAUUUAGACGAUAACCUCUCCAGUUUUAUCCGCGAGGCAAGAGACAAAUGUUCCACAAGUGAAAAAGGUGCCCCACCACUGAAGAAGCAGAAGCUGCAGGAGACAAAAGAAACAGUGGUGGAGUUGCCUGUGUUCGCUGACAGUGAAGACGACUUGGAGGUGAGCGGGGGAGAGGAUGAAGACGUGGAUGCUGGGAGAGUAGGAGACUCAGGACAUUGCUCCAGUGAGGAUGAAGAAGAGAGUGGUGAUGAAGAGAAGGAAGAUGUUGAUCAAGAAUUGUCACAGGAGGAGGAGGAUGCAGCUCAGUCUAGCAGUAAAAAUACAGAGAGUGAAAGUGAUGUGGAAGAUGAAGAGCUGGGGGCUCUCCGGUGGAAAGAGGGUCUGCAGCAAAAGGCAUCGGAAGCAUUUCUACGACACCAAGAAGCUGCGCCCAAUCUGCGAAAACUGGUUUAUGGUUCAGUUGUUGAGGAGAAAGACGAUGACGACGAUGAUGAGGAAGAGUUGGGAGGACUUUUUCGAGUCAACCGCCCUCAGAAGAUUAGAAAAGUUCACGCAAACGCACUUGAUUGUUCUCGUUUCAACCCAAAUUCCUCGCACAACUGGGAUCUGGAGGAGAUGCUUAACUCCAUCAGGGACUGCUUUGUAACUGGGAAGUGGGAGGAGGACCAAGAUGCCGCCACGCUGCUGAAGGAGGACGAUGAGAUGUACGGAGAUUUUGAAGAUCUGGAAACAGGCAAAGUCCACAGGGGCAAAAAUGGGCUGCAGGAUGAAGAUGAGAACAGUGAGAGUGAGGAAGAUGAUGACGCUGAAGAGACCCUGAUGAAGGUGGACGAUGAAGAAGUCCAGAAAAACAAGCGUUUGGAGAAGAAGCGGAGGCUCAAAGAGAGAUUUGAUACAGAGUAUGAUGAUGCAGACGGCACAUACUUCGAUGAUCUAAAGGAGGAGUUGCAGAAGCAGGCAGAGCUGAACAGGGCUGAAUUUAUGGAUGUAGACGAUGAGACAAGAGUGCAGUACGAAGGUUUCCGGCCAGGAAUGUACCUCAGAUUAGAGAUCGCCUCUCUUCCCUGUGAGUUUGUCACCAACUUUGAUCCACACUAUCCCAUCAUCCUCGGCGGCUUGGGUUCCAAUGAGGGGAGUGUUGGAUACUUGCAGAUGAGGCUAAAGAAACACCGCUGGUAUGAUCGCAUCUUGAAGACGAGGGACCCGCUUAUUCUGUCCCUAGGAUGGCGCCGCUUCCAGACCAUCCCUCUUUACCACAUUGAGGACCACAACGGGCGACACCGCCUGCUGAAAUAUACACCACAGCACAUGCACUGUGGUGCCUCCAUUUGGGGUCCCAUCACACCACAGGGAACAGGUUUCCUGGCGAUGCAAUUUGUAGCUGGAAUUAAAGCUAAUUUCCGUAUUGCAGCCACAGGAGUUGUCCUUGACCUGGAUAAGUCAGUGACUGUGGUAAAGAAGCUCAAACUCAUUGGUUAUCCAUACAAGCUCUUCAAGAACACAUGUUUCAUUAAGGGCAUGUUCAAUACAGUGUUGGAGGUGGCAAAAUUUGAAGGGGCCUCUGUACGAACAGUGUCAGGGGUCAGAGGUCAAAUCAAGAAAGCAUUGUCAACACCACCGGGAUCUUACAGAGCUACGUUUGAGGACCGACUGCUCAUGAGUGAUAUUGUGUUCCUGCGCUCCUGGUAUCCCGUGUCUGUUCCACAGCUCUACAAUCCUGUCACAUCUCUGUUGCUGCCUGUGGGUCACAAGGAUAGCUGGUCAGGCAUGAGAACCCUGGGGCAGCUCAAACAUGACCUGGGAAUUCGUAACAAACCCAACACUGACUCUCUGUACAAGCCUGUGGUCAGGACAAGAGCGCAUUUCAAUCCCCUCCACAUCCCCAAAGUGCUCCAGAAGUCGCUGCCUUUCAAAAGCAAACCCAAACAACAGCAACAAAAGGGGAAAAUUCCCAGAGACCUCCAAAGGCCAAGUGUGAUCAGAGAGCCUCAUGAGCGGAAGGUGGCGGCUCUUCUAAACGCUCUGAGCACAGUUCACCGCUAUAAGGCGAAGAAAGCGCGCACAGCACAACACGCUAAAAAAAAGGUGUUCUUGCAACACAAGGAGAAAGAAGAGGAGGCCAAGAUGAAGAGACAAAAAGAAGCCCGUAAAAAGUUGUACCGUGUCAUGGGCCAGAUGGACCAGAAGAAGCAAAGAUCCAGUCUGAAGGGGGCAUCACAGCACGACUAACCUGCCACCUUUCACUCAUGCUCAGUGCUUGACUAAGACACUCUGAUCUGUGGGCUGCCAGAAUGCUGACUUUUGUUUUUUUUGUAUUGGUUGCAUUGUGUUUUAAUAAAACA
Messenger RNA from Dunckerocampus dactyliophorus (ringed pipefish), 4058 nucleotides. RefSeq names its product BMS1 ribosome biogenesis factor (gene bms1). Gene Ontology annotation, cellular component: nucleus; 90S preribosome. Gene Ontology annotation, biological process: endonucleolytic cleavage of tricistronic rRNA transcript (SSU-rRNA, 5.8S rRNA, LSU-rRNA); maturation of SSU-rRNA from tricistronic rRNA transcript (SSU-rRNA, 5.8S rRNA, LSU-rRNA); ribosome biogenesis. Bases 310 to 3945 code for a protein of 1211 amino acids. The record is from RefSeq and is a predicted model, not a curated record. Gene Ontology annotation, molecular function: GTP binding; U3 snoRNA binding; GTPase activity. NCBI's taxonomy places the organism in Eukaryota, Metazoa, Chordata, Actinopteri, Syngnathiformes, Syngnathidae. The transcript is spliced from 23 exons.